Messenger RNA from Nelumbo nucifera (sacred lotus), 2214 nucleotides. Its product is annotated as serine/threonine-protein kinase GRIK1. The record is from RefSeq and is a predicted model, not a curated record. Gene Ontology annotation, biological process: protein phosphorylation; intracellular signal transduction. NCBI's taxonomy places the organism in Eukaryota, Viridiplantae, Streptophyta, Magnoliopsida, Proteales, Nelumbonaceae. Gene Ontology annotation, molecular function: ATP binding; protein serine/threonine kinase activity. Gene Ontology annotation, cellular component: cytoplasm.
AUCAAAUCCAAACAGAGGGACCGAACUCAGAGGUGUUCUCUCUGUUUGUAAGACUGUAACUUCAUUCUUCGAUCAAGAUAUUCAACAAGAGGAAACGAAUCAAACGAUCAAGAAGGAACCGAAAUCAAAUCACAGGUCAAUGUACAGUUAAUCGUAUUGUUGGAGAGAUAAAGAAGGGCCCUAUACCAGUGGUUAUAAAUUGGAGUUUUCGAGAUGUUAGUGUUAAACCGCAACGGCAUCAACUUCAUCAGCUGCAUCUUUCCCUUGUGCGAGUGGCAUCCUUUAGAAUAGCAAAGCUGGUUGGGGCUUGAUGCCAUCUGCAUCAUUUUGUAAAGCAGGGAUUUAUAUCUGUUCUUCAUAUUAGCAAAAUUGUUGAAGUUCCUUAUGUUUUCCAAGAGCUAUUCUAUUGCAAGGGCAACAGAAAUGGGUUGCUGUAGUUGCUUUGGAUUAAUUAGGAAGCCCAAAAGAUCUUUGAGGCCUGGUUCUGGAUCAGCUAGUCAGGUUUCUCAGCAGUUUCUGUUGGAUGAUAGUUUAGAAGAUAUGGAUGGUGCGCUAUAUGAUGGUGAAACUACUAACACCUCACAUGAAGGUGAUGGUGAGUUCCAGAGCCACAAUAAACGUUCUGAAGAGAUUCUCAUGUUUAGAAUUCAAAAUGGAAUGAUCUGCAGGGAAACCCCUGUGAAGGAGACUCAUCAGCUUAUACGCUCAGAGGAUGAAGAUGGUAAUAAGAUGAUCAAUGAGUAUGUUCGAGAGCGUAAGAUUGGUUCUGGGAGUUAUGGGAAAGUGGUUCUAUACCGAAGCACUAUAGAUGAAAAGCGCUAUGCAAUCAAGGCCUUUCACAAGUCACAUUUAUUAAAGCUGCGGGUGGCACCUUCAGAAACUGCCAUGUCUGAUGUUCUUCGGGAGGUUUCAAUCAUGAAAAUGCUGGAUCAUCCCAAUAUUGUCAAUCUCAUUGAGGUGAUUGAUGACCCAAACACAGAUCACUUUUACAUGGUUCUUGAAUAUGUGGAAGGCAAAUGGGUAUGUGAAGGUUCUGGUCCUCCAGGUGGCAUCGGGGAACAGAAAGCUAGGAAGUAUUUGCGGGACAUAGUAGCUGGGCUCAUGUAUCUCCAUGCUCAUAAUAUAGUGCAUGGGGACAUUAAGCCUGAUAAUCUUUUGGUCACAAGCACUGGUAUGGUGAAGAUAGGAGACUUCAGUGUUAGUCAGGUGUUUGAGGAUGAUAAUGAUGAGCUUAGGCGAUCUCCUGGGACUCCUGUUUUUACGGCACCUGAAUGCUGUUUAGGUCUAACCUACCAUGGUAAAGCUGCAGAUACAUGGGCCUUGGGUGUUACUUUGUAUUGUAUGGUGAUUGGUUAUUACCCGUUUCUUGGUGACACACUACAAGAUACAUAUGACAAGAUUGUUAAAAAACCUUUAUCCAUCCCAGAGGGCAUCAACCCCCAGCUGAGGAACUUGUUAGAAGGACUUCUCUGCAAAGAUCCACAACACAGGUUGACUUUGGAAGCUGUGGAACAACAUCCAUGGGUGAUAGGAGAAGAUGGACCAAUCCCUCGGUAUAUCUGCCGGUGCAAGCGAACUAGCUUUCAGAGGGAAAAAUCUGAUGGGAAAGGAGAUGCUGACAUGACUAGUACUGACUGAACCUGCCAUAUGGGUGAGAUUGUUUUGUACAGAAGAAAAGUCGGAGAUUUUAUACUCAGUUUACCUUCAUCUUGGGGAAGAAGGGGGAAGUUUUGGGUUUUCUAUUAACCUUUCUUUUUUGUUUGGGGGUGGGGGGAUGGGGAUUGGAGCUGGUUUUUGCGAGGAAGUUUUAAGAUUCAAGGGAGAUAAGGGAAUGUUGACCAUUUGGCUUUGAGAUGAAAAAUUUUCCCCUUGAGGCAAGUGCCAUAAAUUUUAAGUUUGGUUUUGCUGAGGAACCUGGUUAUUUUGUAACUUUGACCUUUCAAUGUUUGGUUAAUACAACAUAACGAGAAACAGGAAGGGGUGGAGGGAACAAGUGGUGUUGAUUGUACAUUUGCUUCCUUCAUUGGCCGUCAAAUAUGCGAUGGCUCUUCAUGUUGUACCUUUGUAAUAUACAGGCCUUGUGGGUAUAUGUAUGAAGAUUGUCAUCGCGAGAUUAUUUCAUUGUAUGUAGAAAGCAGGUGAAGAUGCUUGUUGGACAUGUAAAUGAAACGAUUCCUUUGGUUCUAUAAACGGUGAGAGGGCUCAGUUGUUGAA